Molecule: messenger RNA, 951 nt
Organism: Triticum turgidum subsp. durum (durum wheat)
Lineage: Eukaryota; Viridiplantae; Streptophyta; Magnoliopsida; Poales; Poaceae
Source: the annotation of a GenBank genome assembly
AUGGAGGGCAAGCGCACCGACCAGGCAAAGCUCAGCACGAUGCACCCAAAGGUUAUCUGCUGCAAGCUCUACAUCUCUGAAAGCCAAAAUGCGGCUGUUGUCGAUGCCAUCAGCCGCAUAGGCCAGAAAGACCCUGAGGUGGUUUUGCUCAGCAAGUUCGAGGACGAGUACUACAACCGUGUCCGCUAUACGCUCGCCUCCUACAUCACCAGCGAAAGCUCAACCGGUGAAGCUGUAUUUAGCCCAAUCAGGAAGGUGUUGCUGGCGAUGAUCGAGGCUGCAUUUUCAGCCAUAAAUCUCGAAGUACACAGUGGAACUCAUCCAAGGAUUGGCGUCGUCGAUGACAUGUCGUUCCACCCCUUGAGCCAAGAGGCCACAAUGGAGGAUGCUGCUCAGCUGGCUAAGUUGGUCGCCUCUGACAUUGGCAAUGGCUUGCAAGUUCCGGUGUUCCUCUACGCGGCAGCACACCCCACCAGCAAGAGCGUCAGUGCAAUACGGCGUGAGCUCGGCUACUACCGGCCAAAUCACAAGGGUGUCCAAUGGGCAGGCCAGGUGCUCCCUGAUACUCUACCAGUGAAGCCAGAUGUGGGCCCAGCUCAUGUUUCUAGUAAAAGAGGUGCCACCAUGGUCGGAGCAAAACCUUUCGUCGAGAGCUACAAUGUGCCGAUAUUCUGCAAGGAUGUCCCGACCGUGAGAAGGAUCACCCGGAGGGUCACGGGACGGAGCGGAGGGUUCCCGACGGUGCAGGCGCUUGCUCUCUUCCAUGGCGACAAUUGCACGGAGAUCGCGUGCUUGCUGGAUCCAGACCAUGUUGGUGCCGAUCAGGUUCAGUGGCUGGUGGAGCAGAUUGCAGGAGAGCAAGGGCUUGAGGUUGACAAGGGCUAUUUCACCGACCUGUCCAAGGACAUGAUGCUGGAAAGGUACUUCAAGAUGGUUUCUGCAGCUGAUUGA